Molecule: messenger RNA, 9037 nt
Organism: Rattus rattus (black rat)
Lineage: Eukaryota; Metazoa; Chordata; Mammalia; Rodentia; Muridae
Gene: Rc3h2
Product: ring finger and CCCH-type domains 2
Exons: 22
Coding region: 312-3875 (1187 amino acids)
Molecular function (GO): metal ion binding
Source: RefSeq, a predicted model, not a curated record
AGGAGGAGGCGGAGGGAGGGAGGAGGAGGAGGCCCCGUCGCGGCCUUCGCCGCCGCCAACGGGGCUGUCCCUGUAGCUCCCGAUGGAGUUUGAGGCCCUGAAACCGCCGCCGAGCUCUGCCCCGGCGAGACGAGGCGCCUCCGUCGCCGAGCCGCGCCGUCGCGGGGCCCCCGGGAGCGGCCCUUAGCGACCCCGCCCGGGCCCCUCAGUACCGGGGAUUGAAUUUAAAGCUUCACAAACAUUAGCUUAAAAAACACUACACAGCAAAAUAAUGAUCUGCUAGUCUGCUAACCCGAGCAUCAGCUUCCACAAUGCCUGUGCAGGCCGCUCAAUGGACAGAGUUUCUGUCCUGUCCAAUCUGCUAUAAUGAAUUUGAUGAGAAUGUGCACAAACCCAUCAGUUUAGGUUGUUCACACACUGUUUGCAAGACCUGCUUGAAUAAACUUCACCGAAAAGCGUGUCCUUUUGACCAGACUGCCAUAAACACAGACAUUGAUGUGCUCCCUGUCAACUUUGCACUUCUUCAGUUAGUUGGAGCCCAGGUACCAGAUCAUCAAUCAAUAAAGUUAAGUAAUCUAGGUGAGAAUAAACACUAUGAAGUGGCAAAAAAAUGUGUGGAGGAUUUGGCACUCUACUUAAAACCACUAAGUGGAGGUAAAGGUGUAGCUAGUUUGAACCAGAGUGCCCUGAGCCGUCCAAUGCAAAGGAAACUAGUUACACUUGUAAACUGUCAACUGGUGGAGGAAGAAGGUCGUGUCAGAGCUAUGCGAGCGGCCCGUUCACUAGGAGAAAGAACUGUGACAGAACUGAUACUGCAGCACCAGAACCCUCAGCAGCUGUCUGCCAACCUGUGGGCUGCUGUCAGGGCUCGAGGAUGCCAGUUUCUAGGGCCAGCUAUGCAAGAAGAAGCCUUGAAGUUAGUAUUGCUGGCAUUAGAAGAUGGUUCUGCUCUCUCUAGGAAAGUUCUGGUACUUUUUGUUGUGCAAAGACUAGAACCAAGAUUUCCUCAGGCAUCAAAAACAAGUAUUGGCCAUGUUGUGCAGCUACUGUACCGAGCUUCUUGUUUUAAGGUUACUAAAAGGGAUGAAGACUCUUCCCUGAUGCAGCUGAAGGAGGAAUUUCGGAGUUAUGAGGCACUACGCAGAGAACAUGAUGCCCAAAUUGUUCAUAUUGCCAUGGAAGCAGGACUCCGUAUUUCACCUGAGCAGUGGUCUUCACUGCUAUAUGGGGACUUGGCUCAUAAAUCACACAUGCAGUCUAUCAUUGAUAAGCUACAGUCUCCAGAAUCAUUUGCAAAGAGUGUCCAAGAAUUGACAAUUGUUUUGCAACGAACAGGUGACCCCGCUAAUUUAAAUAGACUGAGGCCUCAUUUAGAGCUUCUUGCAAACAUAGACCCUAAUCCAGAUGCUGUUUCACCAACUUGGGAGCAACUGGAAAAUGCAAUGGUAGCUGUUAAAACAGUGGUUCAUGGUCUUGUGGACUUCAUACAAAAUUAUAGUAGGAAAGGUCAUGAGACACCCCAGCCACAGCCAAACAGCAAGUAUAAAACUAGUAUGUGCCGAGAUUUACGACAACAAGGGGGUUGUCCACGAGGAACAAAUUGUACAUUUGCCCAUUCUCAGGAAGAGCUUGAAAAGUACCGAUUAAGGAACAAAAAGAUGAGCGCGACUGUAAGAACAUUUCCUCUUCUGAAUAAAGUUGCUGUAAACAGCACUGUCACAACCACAGCCGGAAAUGUCAUUUCUGUCAUAGGAAGUACUGAAACAACUGGGAAAAUUGUUCCAAGUACAAAUGGAAUUUCAAAUACAGAAAGCAGUGUUUCCCAGCUAAUCCCACGAAGUGCUGACAGUGCAGGAAGGACUUUGGAGACUGUGAAGAAAGUUGGGAAAGUUGGCACUAAUGGUCAGAAUGCUGGGCCCUCUGCAGAGUCUGUGUCUGAAAAUAAAAUUGGUUCUCCACCCAAGACUCCUGUAAGUAAUGCAGCAGCUACCUCCGCUGGGCCCUCUAAUUUUGGAACAGAGCUGAAUUCCCUGCCUCCCAAAUCCAGCCCAUUUCUAACUCGAGUUCCAGUAUAUCCUCAGCAUUCUGAAAACAUCCAGUAUUUUCAAGAUCCAAGGACUCAGAUACCUUUUGAAGUCCCACAAUACCCACAAACAGGAUACUACCCACCACCUCCAACGGUACCAGCUGGUGUGACUCCCUGUGUUCCUCGCUUUGUGAGGUCCAAUAAUGUUCCAGAGUCCUCCCUCCCACCUGCUUCCAUGCCAUAUGCUGAUCAUUACAGUACAUUUUCCCCUCGAGAUCGAAUGAAUUCUUCUCCUUACCAACCUCCUCCUCCGCAGCAGUAUGGACCAGUUCCUCCAGUACCCUCUGGGAUGUAUGCUCCUGUAUAUGACAGCAGGCGCAUCUGGCGCCCAGCUAUGUACCAACGAGAUGACAUUAUUAGAAGCAAUUCUUUACCUCCAAUGGAUGUGAUGCACUCAUCUGUCUAUCAGACAUCUUUACGGGAAAGAUACAACUCAUUAGAUGGUUAUUAUUCCGUGACUUGUCAGCCACCAAAUGACCCAAGGACAACUGUGCCUUUACCAAGGGAACCUUGUGGUCAUUUGAAGAGCAGUUGUGAGGAACAGUUAAGAAGAAAGCCAGAUCAGUGGGCACAGUAUCAUACCCAGAAGACACCUGUCUCUUCAACUCUUCCUGUGGCAACACAGUCACCAACACCACCUUCUCCUUUGUUCAGUGUAGACUUCAGAUCGGAUUUCUCUGAGAGUGUGAGUGGCACAAAAUUUGAGGAAGACCAUCUUUCCCAUUAUUCUCCCUGGUCUUGUGGCACUAUAGGCUCUUGUAUAAAUGCCAUUGAUUCAGAGCCCAAAGAUGUAAUUGCCAAUUCAAAUGCUGUGCUGAUGGACCUGGACAGUGGUGAUGUAAAGAGAAGAGUGCAUUUAUUUGAAGCUCAGAGAAGGACAAAAGAAGAAGACCCAAUUAUUCCCUUUAGUGACGGACCCAUUAUCUCAAAAUGGGGUGCGAUUUCCCGAUCCUCCCGAACAGGUUACCAUACAACAGAUCCCGUCCAGGCAACUGCUUCCCAAGGAAGUGCAACUAAGCCCAUCAGUGUAUCAGAUUAUGUCCCUUAUGUUAAUGCUGUCGAUUCAAGGUGGAGUUCAUAUGGUAACGAUGCCACAUCAUCAGCACACUAUAUUGAACGGGACAGAUUCAUUGUUACUGAUUUAUCUGGUCAUAGAAAGCACUCCAGUACCGGAGACCUUUUGAGCCUUGAGCUUCAGCAGGCCAAGAGUAACUCAUUACUUCUUCAGAGGGAAGCUAAUGCUCUGGCCAUGCAACAAAAGUGGAAUUCCCUGGAUGAAGGCCGUCAUCUUACUUUAAAUCUCCUAAGCAAGGAAAUUGAACUGAGAAAUGGAGAGAAUGAUUACACAGAAGACACUGUAGAUACCAAGCCUGAUAGAGAUAUUGAGUUAGAACUUUCAGCCCUUGAUACUGAUGAGCCUGAUGGCCAAAGUGAACAAAUUGAAGAAAUUCUGGACAUACAACUUGGUAUCAGUUCUCAAAAUGAUCAGUUGCUAAAUGGAACUGCAGUGGAAAAUGGUCAUCCUGUCCAGCAGCACCAAAAGGACCCCGUAAAGCAGAAGAGACAGAGUUUAGGUGAAGACCAUGUGAUUCUGGAGGAGCAAAAACCAAUUCUGCCGGUAACAUCUUGCUUUAGCCAGCCACGCCCAGUGUCUAUUAGCAGUGCAAGCUGCCUCCCCAUCACCACAUCUGUCAGUGUUGGCAACCUCAUUCUGAAAACUCACGUUAUGUCUGAAGAGAAAAACGACUUUUUAAAACCUAUUGCAAAUGGGAAGAUGGUUAACAGCUGAAAGGAGGCUCAUCUUUCAAAUCUGUGACCACAUCAUGGAAGCAUUUACACUAGCUUUUUAUAUAUAUAAUAUAUAUUAUAUAAUGUAUAUUUUUUUUAAAAAAAAGAUAUUACUGGGGGCAUCCAUUUCCUGUGGACUCUUUGAUACUUCAAGCCCUCUUGCAUUAGCAUUAUGAAAAAAAAUGAAGAUUUACUUUACUAGGGUAAUGUUCACUUUCCAGAAAUUAUUGGAAUUUGGACAACAUUUAACUUAAGCUUCAAGCAGCUUUUUAUGAGUUUGUAGCAAUCCGGUGCAGUAACUGAGCCAUUUCCUAUUUUAAAUGGCUUCUACAGUAAAUUAACAACUCAGUUAUUAAACUAGCAGGAUCCUACAGUGAUACAUCUAGUGAAAGUAGAGUUAAUUAACUAACUUAUUUCUAUUUUAUGUUUCACCGAGAGAAGUUUCCAUCUCAUUCCAGCUGCUUUCUUUAUCUUUUUCACUGGACUUUGCAUGGAUUUUUCUUUCUUUUUUUUUUUCUUUUUCUUUCUUUUUUUUUUUUUUUUUUUUUUUUUUUUGAGUGGAGUUAGAUGUUCUUACCAUAGAGUUUUACAGGGUUAUAUAAUAGCUUUUUUUACUGCAUUAUAUGUAGAAGUGUGGUGCAGUGCUUUUAUCUGUAGCAUUUAGUUUUUUAAUUUUCCAUUUUUCAAGAAUAGUUUCUGCUUUGUUAAUAUUUAUACACAGGCUACUUGUUGAAGUAAUUAAUUAAAAAUAUAACCAAGUGCCUAAGUCUUUCAGCUGAUGUACUAGAUAUUAAAUUCUCCUAAGUUAUGCAGAAUCGUUUUUACAAUUUUGAUAAAUUAUGCACUAAUUUAAUGGCAAUUUUUUUAAAAUGCAGAUUUAAGCCUGUACAUUAUUGAAUCUGAUGACUUGGCAAAAGAAUCAGGUGCUUUCAGCUUUCUUGAGAAAACCCUGUAUGUAGCGUUUGCACUGACUAACAAGAUGGUAUUGCUGGGUCUUUAAUUUAAAGAAAUUAAUUUGGGUGUUUGUUGCAUUAUUUUAGUUAGAUAUUGUUUAUUGUUACUUCAUGUUGGGUUUAAUUUUUUUUUGUUUUCUGACUGUUAAGUUGAUAAGACUUUGAACCAUGUAGUAGUAGAAUAUUGGCUAACAUUACCCAUAGUUAAAAACAUGAAUAAUUUCUGCCCUGCCAUAAUGUGACUGAAGUUUUCACUUGGCAUCUGAAGUAUGCAGUAUGUUCAACGUGUUCAACCAGCCCUGCCCCAGAGGUGUGGGUGGUAGUUUAUUGAAGCUGAAAUUUCAGUCAGUAUUUAAAAACUGGGCUUUCCUUUCUGGUAGUAAUCUAAUAGUUUGUCUUUUUGUUUUUCCUCCAUUUCUUUAAGAUUAGUUUGACUUUUAUUAUUUUUUAAUUAACUUCUGUGAAGUUGUUUACUCUGAAAAUUGUACUGGAAUAUUUUAAGCCAAGCUGAUCUUUCACCAGGUGUACUGUAUGUAAGGGCUUCUCCUGCUAGCAAGAUGCUUAAACAGGAUCAUGUUAUUGGUCGUCUGAGCUAUUUAGUUAUUUUACAAAAACCACAGCAUUGUAUCAGAGAAGAUUUUGAUAAAAGUUUUGUGCACAUUUCCAGGGGUGGGAGGGUUAACAUUUCCCUGAAAUUUCUUGAUUGGAAUGAGUAAAUACUGGUGUUUGAUACCUGUCUUAAUGAACAUGCUCAUAAGGUGACUGAUACGUUGUAAAUAAUACCUGAGAAACAAAGGGGUAGUUUUGAUAUUCUGGUGUCAGUAUGGAAGAUCUUACACAUUUAUUUAAUACUCAAGUGUAUGGAGAUGUUUGUUUAUAACAUAACAGCACAGUAGCCUCGACUUAGUUUCCUUUGGUUAGUACUGUACCUUUUUGCCAUGGCCAGUGCUCCCCAUCCCUACAAAGACAUUUUAUUUAUUUCACUCUGUAACCUGAAAUGAAGAGGAACAAGAGUUUUAAACCAUGUUACAUUAACUUAUUUCUGACAUUAUAAAUUAGCCUAGGGUAUUACAGGAACAUGAUUAUUAUAUAAUUUAUAUCAGAACCUUUCUAUAAAUAUGAGCUUAUUACAUUUGAAAUGCUUCCAAUGUACUUUUUUUCUUUUUCUUUUUUUUUUUUUUUCUGUUUGUAAUUCCAAAAGGUUAUGUAAACCAGUCUGUCUAUUUCAUGGAUAUUUAAUAGUGAGAUCUUCCAUGUUGAAGGUAAUGUAUUUUUUUUUAAGAUUUUAAAAUUGCUAUUUUGUUACAAAAUAGAGACCUAUUAACAGUUGAGAGCUCCUUAUGUGCCCUCAGGGAAAGAGCCCUCUGUGCAACAAAACUACACGAACAUCUUCAGCACUUUCUGAGGGUGAUUAUAUACUACAUAAAUUGAUCUUGUGUAUUUAACCUUAUCUUUUUAAUUUUAAAGUUGAGAUUUUGAAACGUGGUUGUGCUCUGCUGGAGGGGUUGGGAUGCUUAGGUGUUUGCCUACUUGUUCAGUAAACUACAUUUCAUCAGUGGAUGUGUACACCUGCCAACUUUAUUGGUGUGUCUCAAACAUUUAUAGUGCUUGUCUUGCAGCAGAUGAUCCCACAAAACAAUAACUUCUCAUUCUUGAAUGUCUACUCUUUCUCACUAACAACAUAGGAAUUGUUUCUGUGUUCACAUUAUUCUGUAUUGCAUCUUUUGUGUGGUGACAGCCUAUUAUCUCUUUUUAGUGAUUUAAUUUGAAAUAAGGCUAUUGGAUCUCUGCCACUUAAGAAAGAACAGUUCAUCUGACCUUUCUUCAAAAUGGUACCUGCUGAUGUCACAGCGGAAAAUAGUACAAAUAGACCUAGAAUGUGGCUUUUUAAAUUGGGGCAAUCAUCUCUUAGACCCUUUAUCGAGAUGGCAUGGAAACAUUUGGGAUUAGAGGCAAUAGAAAGAAACUCUGUAAUGUUGGUAUCUAAACUACUUGUGUUGCCUCUGGGUCUAAUCAGGAAAAAAGUAAUAUGAAGUCUGAAAAGGCAGGGAAAUAGUAUCAGUCUCCUUUUUCUUUUUUUUUUUUUUUUUUAACUUGCCAGUUUUCUGAGUCCCAGUUCCUAGUCUAUGCCACAUUCAGAUGCUGUGAAUAUCAUAGCAUUAGUUCUGUGUGGGCUCCUUUCAUUUUAUGAAUUCUGAGAGUUCUGUCUGUACUUCUAGUUGGUACCUAUACAAAUCAGAUUCUCUUAACUUUGUCACUAUGACUUAUUUCAGUGCCAUGCAACGAGUCAAUGUAUGUGGGGACAGUUGUACAUUGUAAUUUUCAAGAAAAGGUAGCUCUUAAGGCCAGUGGCACUGAUUCUCUGCUUUCAUAGCUACUUACUCUAGUAAGAGAAUUCAAUGAAACUUCAUUAAAAAAAAAAACAAAACAAAAACAAAAACUAAAAAUUUCCCGUUGUAUGGAUCCCAGUCACUUUGACCCAGAUUUCAAGUCGAUGCUAAGUUAACAAAGCACAUCCUGAUUUUAUAUGCAGAAGAUUACAGAAUACAGUAAUUUGUAGGACUUCUGGGUGGGAUCAUUUAACUAUUUGAAAAAAUUGUUUAAAAAUCAUCUACCCAACUUUUGAAUUUUAGAUGUGAUCAAGCCCAUGUUAUCUUUUUAGCCAGGGAUAGAACUUGUAACCAUCAGAUUCAGUAUGCAGUCUCAGCCAUGAAUCUGAGUAUUUCUUCCCUCACAUCUUUGAGUCAUUUUCUAAGCAGAUUGUCACCAGUGUUGGUGACUAAUCUUUAGGGAGAAAAGUUGCAUUGCAGAUAUAUAUUGAUGUCUGAGAACUGUUCUUGUGUUUUAGUGAAUGAAGAGUACCAAUGGGAUCACUUACUGUAACUCCGUCUACUGAAUGGCCCCUUCUGCAAGCAGAACGCAGAUGAACAUGCUCAAGGAGUAUCCCGUUUUCUAGAGAUUAAGUUUGCUAGUAACUCCUUUACACUAGCUAUUUCUUUGUAUCCCUUUGCUGGCAAGGGAGUACAAGGAGUCAAACCACAGAUCGGAACACCCCACAUUUGAGUGGAGACUUAUUUUUACUCUAAGGGGAAUUAUUCCCCCAAGUCUGAAACUGGCAAUUAUUUUUUUUCUCUUACAUAAAAAUUUAAAAAUAUCCCCCAAACCAGUGGAAAACAGACACUGGCUGCACUUAGUACUGCCAAGAGCCAAGGUCAUUUGCAUAUAUUCCAUCAACCUGUCAAGAAUUAGGCCUCACUUUAUAACCCAAGGCAUGGAAGUGCAUGCAAUCUCUUAGCUGGGCAAACAAUUAUACUGUAGUUGUGAUACAACACACGUGGCUUUUAUUUGUACUGCACAUACCCACUGUACAGCCACUUGGGAGUAUCGUGGUUAGCUUGCAGCAACUGCCGUCUGCAUUUAUACUGUUUAUUGCAAAUUCUUUUCCCUGGAAGUGAAAGAAAUGUUUUUCUUGUUGCAUUGAUUACAUUUUAUAAAUUUGCUUAGCUGGAAAGUUUGGGAAAAGAGGCCUGUUUGUCAAUUGUACAACCGAUUGUGAAGCUUAGUGUGAAUAUUUUUACGUCUGUAUUAGACAUUUUCUUUGCAAAUCUAUUGUUCGAUUGAAAUGUAAAUGAAAUUAAAGAUGGUGUACACCCAUCAUGUAAAAAGCAGGCACCAUCUCUAAGAUGGAUUUAAUGCUCAUUUUUAAGGCAUAUACUCAGCUUCUAUUUAAAACUAUAAAAUAAUUCUGUACAAUGAAAUGGGGAAUAUAUAUGGGAAUAAAUUCUAUUCCAUUUAUUUCAAUUUGAAUUUCCAAAUUGUAAUGUUUCCCUUUGUGCUAUAGGAAUAGGAUUAAAUGGGGGAAGGCUAGGACUUAUAAGGCCUGUAUAUGGGGGGAGGGCAGAGAUGGAACAAUGAGGGUUGUGAUGAUAGUGAAUAGCAAAGAGUGAAUUCUGUGUGUUUUUGCUGUAGCACUGAAGUGAAGAGAUAUUAGCUUUGGCUGUUCACAAAAUAGAGCAUCAUGAUUUUCAGUGUUUGAGAGAAAAUUGAUGGAAAAAGUUUGCAGUACUUGACAUGUAUUUGCAUGCACAAAAUAAAAUUAUUUGUCCACCUUAAAAGUUGUUUGCUUAGUGUCAAUGUUAAGUUUAUGGUAUGUUUUAGUUGUCUUGAUUUUCUUGAUAUAUCUUAAUAAAGCUGGAAAGCCACUCCUUAA